AUGGAGACAAUCAAGCAUGAGGACGAAGAAGGGACGCAUGAUCGUCAAUACAGGCCCCGGCCACCCUUGGCGAUGCCAGGUACAUAUCUCCGCGAUAUCAAAUACCUCAUCAAUGCGAUGAACAACAACGAAAUCGAUGUCAACCCGGAUUAUCAACGAGAGGUCGUCUGGACGGCCGAUCGAAUGUCGCAGCUAAUUGACUCCCUGAUGGAGAACUUCUAUAUUCCACCGAUCAUCAUAAAUAGGCAAACCAAUCAAGACACCGGGAAAUCCAAUCUCGUCUGUGUAGAUGGAAAGCAAAGGCUCUCAUCCGUCAAGGCUUUUGUGCAGGGAAUAAUCCCCUGUCAAGACCAUCGCGGUGAAAAAUGGUGGUUCCGCAAUGCACACGUCCAGGGAAGGAAUAAGAACGUCCUAACAGAGGCUGCGCAGAAAGAAUUUCUAAACAAGGACUUUGUCACAUUCGAAUACACGGACCUCCGACCAGAGCAGGAAGAAGAUCUAUUUGCCCGCGUGCAGAUGGGAAUGCCAUUAUCAGCGGCCGAGAAAAUGCGUGCUCAAUCGGGUCCAUGGCAAGAGCUAGCGCGACACUUUUGCAACGACUUUCCGCUCAUAUACUCUCUUCAAAAGGAUCGAAUGCGAGCCAAGGACUUCCAGUUGACGCUUUCAUGCUUCAGUCAGAUAGUGGAAGUUCAAAAUCCGACCCCAGCGGAUGGAAUACCGAUUCACAAAACAAACCACAGUCAUCUGCCAAAACUGUUAAAGAAGACGGACUCCAUCGAUGAUGACCUCAAGUCACAUCUGGCAAGCGUUUGGAAAACCUUGCAAGAUCUCAUCGAGUUGGAUUCAGAUACCUUCACCAAUGCGGACAGGAGGCUUAAGGGUGUGCAGACCUUCGCCCCUGUAGAGAUGGUGGCGGUCGCAGUGCUCAUCUCGGUACACUCCGAGACGCGCAAUCAUAGGCUUCUCCUUGAGGAUAUACGAUCCCUUCGCGACAACCUGCGCGCGAACUUCAACGAUUUACGUAUGAACAACUAUUUGUGGAAGGCCAUUUGGUCUUUCAUCGGGGAUCUAGACAAGAUUCGACCCGCGGGAGAGGAUAGGUUGGCUCGAGUACAGUCCGGCUCCCGGGCGCCACAUUCAGGGUCUGCUCGGAUACUAGUUGCAUCAGGUCCUAAGAAGGGAAGACCUACAGCGAGGACGAAACCGCCAACAGUUCUUCCUGGAGCUGGAGGUGACAACAGUAUCGUUGUCAAUCCUAAGCCCACGGAGCACACUGACAUUCAGGUACACUCAGACACCUUUACAACAGUCACCACCAAAAGCGACCGAGUUUUCCCUGCGCCUACUAUAGAACCAGAGCCAGAUCUGUCAGAGCCUCGCCCUAGCAAACGUCAACGAACAGGCUCUAACAACAGCACCACAGCGCCACAAGCUUCAGCGGCCUCUUCCGCGUUGGCAUCGAAUGCCCAUGAGAUGGCUUCACGGCCUACAUCCCCCACCACCGAAGCUCGCGCGCUGUCUCCGUUUGCGUCUCUCGACGCUACAGUAGCCACCUCCACCCCUGAAAAGGCUCGUCAACGGCCUGUACCAUCGAAGACUUCAACGUCACGCAACAUGAAGAGGCAGGCGUCCGCUAAAGAAUCUAGAAUUGCCGCGCCUCCUAACAACCCGUUACCAACGCCAGGUUCAACACCCCCUUUCAUGCCUGCAGAAGCGCGCCAAAACCGGAGGUCAUCGCUCGACACUUAUCGUGCUCCAAUCGCGCCGAUGGGCUCGGGCCUUACUUUGAGAACUUCAGUGCCGGUGACAUCGAGUCAGGCGAUGCUGCCGUUCAAUCCUCAGAUCACGGCUGCUUCACCGUCUAUUUUCAGGCCUGAUACAGCCUCUCCGGUAACUACGCAAACACCAGCGCCUUUUAGGCAAGGCCCGUGGCAGUGCUCAGUCCAGACCAAUAGGGAAGCUUCGACCCCAUCUAAGAAACAAUGCACUCAGCCAAACAGACAAGGAUACAAGCAGAUUCUAAUGGAUGAGCCGCGAAAACCAUGGUCGUUUGUUAGUGGACCAUUUCAGCCACCCACCCAGACUGAAAAAUUGGUACCAACAGCCUCAGCGGCCCCUGGCGCUGCAGCAAAGGCCUCGCGGAUUGCCGGGAAACAAAAGCAAAAAUCGAUACCACAGUAUGAUGGUGCAGUUAUCGACCUGACCGAAGACGAACCCGAGACCAUUGAGACACAGCGCGCAAACCUGUUGUCGACGUUCCAAAAAGAGUCUCAACGCGCCAACCAUUAA
This is a messenger RNA of Didymosphaeria variabile, 2289 nucleotides long. RefSeq lists its product as uncharacterized. The record is from RefSeq and is a predicted model, not a curated record. Bases 1 to 2289 code for a protein of 762 amino acids. NCBI's taxonomy places the organism in Eukaryota, Fungi, Ascomycota, Dothideomycetes, Pleosporales, Didymosphaeriaceae. The transcript is spliced from 3 exons.